Messenger RNA from Salvelinus fontinalis (brook trout), 2626 nucleotides. RefSeq names its product aldehyde dehydrogenase family 3 member A2-like. The transcript has 11 exons. Gene Ontology annotation, molecular function: aldehyde dehydrogenase (NAD+) activity. Gene Ontology annotation, cellular component: cytoplasm. The record is from RefSeq and is a predicted model, not a curated record. Lineage: Eukaryota; Metazoa; Chordata; Actinopteri; Salmoniformes; Salmonidae. Gene Ontology annotation, biological process: aldehyde metabolic process. Bases 268 to 1791 code for a protein of 507 amino acids.
AAUGUGCGGUCAUGUGCCUCCCACGGUCACGUCAGUGAAAUAGGAACAAGGACAGACUGUAUGGUACUGUGGUAUGAUGGUGUUCAUCUCGUUGGUUAUGCACCAAUAUUUUUGCACAGGAUAGGAACGUUUCUGAUAACUUAUUUUUUUUGUUUACACUGCCAGCGGUGAUUUCACUACUUGGAUAAAUCGGGAUAAAUUUAUUUCGUCCGUUGUUGCUCCAGAUUGAUGCUUUCAUUCACGUGUGUAUGCUGGUGACACUUUUCCAUGGAGAUGCAGGUGGUGCAGCGGGCCAGGGAGACCUUCCUUACCGGGAAGUCGCGACCCCUGGAGUUCAGAGUUCAGCAGCUCAAGUCCCUCCAGAGGAUGAUCACAGACAGACAGGGAGAGAUCGCCACCGCCCUCAAACAGGACAUCAACAGGAGCCAGUACGACACCCCGCUUUUGGAGCUGAUCGGCCUGGAGAAUGAGAUCAGCCUGGCUGUGUCGAAGCUGGAGCAGUGGGCUGCUCCUCGGCCAGUAGAGAAGAGCCUCCUCACCAUCCGAGACCAGGUGUACAUCCAGCCGGAGCCUCUGGGAGUGGUCCUCAUCAUCGGGGCCUGGAACUACCCCUGGGCCCUCACCUUGCAGCCUCUGGUCGGGGCCAUCGCUGCUGGCAAUGCAGCUGUGGUGAAGCCAUCUGAGCUGAGUGAAUACUCAGCUAGUCUCCUCAAAGCUCUGCUCCCACGAUAUCUGGACCAGGAGCUGUACCCUGUAGUGUGUGGGGGCGUCUCAGAGACCCAGGACUUGCUGCGUCAGCGUUUCGACCACAUCUUCUACACAGGGAACAGCACUGUGGGUAAACUGGUGAUGGAAGCAGCAGCCCGACACCUCACCCCCGUGACCCUGGAGCUGGGGGGGAAGAGCCCCUGUUACAUCGAUAAGGACGUCGACCUCAGAGUUGCAUGCCGGCGUAUCACGUGGGGGAAGUUUGUGAACUGCGGUCAGACGUGCAUCGCCCCGGACUACAUCCUGUGUGAACCCAGCAUCCAGAACAGAGUGGUGGAGGGCAUCCGGCAGACACUACUGGAGUUCUAUGGGCCGGACCCCAAAUCCUCCCCUGACUACGGCCGCAUCAUCAACCAGCGCCACUUCAACCGCGUGAUGGCUCUACUGGAUGGCUACACAGCGGCGCUAGGGGGCCAGAGUGACUCAUCACAGCGCUACAUUGCCCCCACGGUGGUGAAGGACGUGCCCCCCCAUGCUAGGCUGAUGCAGGAGGAGAUCUUCGGCCCCCUGUUGCCCAUAGUGACCGUCAGCGACAUAGAUGACGCCAUCCACUUCAUCAGUGAGAGAGAGAAGCCCCUGGCGAUCUACGUCUUCUCCUCCAACAAGAAGGUGAUAAAGCGAAUGCUGGCUGAGACGACCAGUGGCGGGGUGACCGUCAACGACGUCAUGAUGCACUACACCCUCACCUCUCUGCCCUUUGGGGGUGUAGGUCAGAGUGGAACAGGCAGGUAUCAUGGGAAACACACCUUUGACCAGUUAAGCCACCAUCGGGCAUGUCUGGUCAAGUCCCUGGGCAUGGAGGAGGUCAACAUGGUGCGGUACCCACCCCAGAACUUCCAGAACGCUCGCAGGGUCAGGCUGGCCAUGAGGACCCCACUGGUUGACUUCUCUAGGAAAACCUACAUCUGGGCCGUGACGGCCACCGUCUUUGCUUUCGGUCUCUUGGUCACCUUGACUGCCAUCCUGCUAAUUGCUGGUGGCCUGAACUGCACCUGUUGGAGGGUCUGGAAAAUCUGGCGCUAGCCAGUCUGUACCUGUAUUGGCCGACAUACACUAACGUUCAAAAGUUUGGGGUCACUUAGAAAUGUCCUUGUUUAGAAAGAAAAGCACAUUUUAUGUCCAUUAAAAUAACAUCAAAUUGAUCAGAAAUACAACGUAGAUAUUGUUAAUGUUGUCAAUGACUAUUGUAGCUGGAAAUGGCAGAUUUUUAAUGGAAUAUUUACAUAGGCGUACAGAGGCCCAUUAUCAGCAACCAUCACUCCUGUGUUCCAAUGCCACGUUGUGUUAGCUAAUCCAAGUUUAUCAUUUUAAAAGGCUAAUUGAUCAUUAGAAAACCCUUUUGCAAUUAUGUUAGCACAGCUGAAAACUGUUGUUCUGAUUAAAGAAGCAAUAAAACUGGCCUUCUUCAGACUAGCUGAGUAUCUGGAGCAGCAGCAUUUGUGGGUUAGAUUACAGGCUCAAAAUGGGCAGAAACAAAGACCAAACUUUUGAACGGUAGUGUACAUUCAACAAAAGACAUAUCCCCGUGUCUGGUUUCCUUGGCUCUAGAAUAUUGUCUCAUGGCUUUGCGUGUCCAUGUCCAUGUCACUGUGACUAAACACAUAACCUUGGUGGUACAAACCCUCGACUGCUGUUAGUGGUUUUGGCUUUCCACCCCUCGCCUGCUGUCAGUGGUUUUGGCUUUCCACCCCUCGACUGCUGUUAGUGGUUUUGGCUUUCCACCCCUCGACUGCUGUUAGUGGUUUUGGCUUUCCACCCCUCGACUGCUGUUAGUGGUUUUGGCUUUCCACCCCUCGACUGCUGUCAGUGGUUUUGGCUUUCCACCCCUCGACUGCUGUCAGUGGUUUUGGCUUUCCAC